This is a messenger RNA of Candidozyma auris, 2541 nucleotides long. RefSeq lists its product as uncharacterized. The record is from RefSeq and is a predicted model, not a curated record. The coding region runs from base 1 to 2541 and encodes 846 amino acids. Lineage: Eukaryota; Fungi; Ascomycota; Pichiomycetes; Serinales; Metschnikowiaceae. The transcript has a single exon.
AUGGCCCCGCUACAAAACGGUGGAGAUGUUUCACAGGAUCAGAGUAAACGCCGAAAUGAAGAUCCCUUAUAUCCCACUGGCAAUGGGGCUAUCACUUCGCUGCCAAAAGACGUGCCAGGAAACACCAUCAAAAACGUGUUUGAGUUUGAGGAGUUCAUAGAUCGCCAUGUUGACUUCAACAGGGAGACUUUGGAUGCCCUUAAGAUGGUUGAUUUGCACGGCUUGAGCGUCCCGGCCAAAUUGACUGGAGAUGAGGUAGUUCCUAUUCUCGAGGCAGCCAGUCCUGAUGGUGGUAUCGCUCAAGCUCGCAAACCUGAGAAUGGUGCUCUUUUUCAAAUUGCAUAUAAUCCUAACGAAAAAGCGAAACGUCUUGGAAGACCCAGGAAACAUUUAGGUGCAAACAACCCAUCAGCAUCACCCGAGACAGCUCUGCAAAAUCUAGAGACCUCAAAGUUGCUUAAAUUUCGCCUCGACAAUAUGCCAUUGGAAGGUCCUGGUUCUCGAGGCGGUGAUCCAAAUGAGAAAAAGCGCCUGGGUAUAAUAGCAGAGUCCAACGCAGCGAAGAAACGAAAGCAGUCUGUGCUCAACUUUUCCAAGGCAAACGACUCCGAGACUGUAAGUCUCACUACCACCACAAGUUCGGAGGCAAAUGAGGUGACGGGAACCUCCCUGAGCCCAGCUUGCCGAGAGAAUGGCUCCAAGAUCCUGCUGCUGGUGUCUGACAACGACGUGGAAGUUGUUGCUGAGUCUUUGGCGCUGAGACCUACAGAAUCAUCUGAAGUCAAGAGUGAUCAUGAGCAAGUUGAUCCAAUCAAAACAGAAGGUGAGUUGCAAAAUGAUCUGAAUGAAAGUGGCUCUAAGGAUAACGUUUUUUCUAACGGCACGUCAAUAGUCAAGAAGGAGAAUUCUCCCAAGACUAAACGCGUCACACUCAGGUUCAGAAACAAGAUAACCAAAACUUCGAUUGUUCGCGAGAAGAACAGAAUCACUAGAACAUACCCGGGACCUUUGGUGCCUGUGCAUUACGACCUUUACGAUGACAAUCUAUUUGACACUAAAGAAAACGCAACCGUUGCCGACGAGAGCAUAGCGCUUGGGUUCCCUGUCAAACACAAUCCAUAUCUGGCUGACGUCGCAUUCAUUAUCGCAUUUUUGACUAAGUUCCCUGAAAUCAUUUACGUUGGUCAUAUUGGCCCGCAAGAUAUAGAAGAUGGUUUGGGUCUUACUAGUGAUCUGAGGAAUGAGGAGGAAUCUGGCAUAUCCCGACUAAUGGAUGAUCUAUUUUGUAAGCUACUCACUUUAGUUCUCAACAGAAAGAAGCUUAUCACUCCUAGCAAUUACAAGAGCGGGGUGGAAGAGCUUCGAAAGCAGUGUUUUACACUUGGCUUGCCAGAGGAGUGGCGAGAUGACAGAUUUGUCAGAAAUAUAACUGCUGUUCCGACGGAUACUGAUGCAGAUUGGGUUGAUCGCUCAAAACCUCCUGUGCUUCAAGAAGACAACUACGAAUAUCAAGCUCCUCUGGAGAAGCUCAAUCCAUUUCAUGAACCUCUCUUCGAAGAACAGGGCCUUGCGGGUUUACCCAAUCCGCGUGAUAGACUUAUCAUGAUGAGAUGCUUGGUAGUUUGGUGUCUCUCGACUUCAAACGUGUUGAAAUCUCACAUAGCACAGGUGGUCAACAAGCAAGAAAUUGCUGGUGAAAAAGAUGCACUUUACGCAUCAAGACCGAUUCUCAAGGGAUUCUCUCAGACGACUGAUUUGAAGAAAGAGCUAGAAGCGAGGCUAUCAAAAAAAGGCAAGGGACAACAGUCUCCACAGGGGACUCCCGAUCCCGAUUCUGGUCAGCGAUACAUAGACCCUACUUCUGAUCCUGUCGUUCAUCCCAUGGCAUUGAGGCUCAACGAAUUCAUCGUGGGUGAUUGUGGUUUCAAAAUUGGGCGAUUUUACCUUGUAAGAAUGGCGGAACCGUCCGGAGGCGGGCUUUCUAGUGUUGACCGAAUGAAAGCCAUCACAAAAGAUCCAGCUGGUCUCAAACUCAGUAUUCCUUCAAAGUUCAAACUUUAUGUUGAAGAUGUCCAUGCAGUGCUUUCGGAAUCGUUGAGAACGUUAGGUGUUGAGUUUGACAAAGAAGGUAAAGAGGUGCCUCUGGAAGCGCAAUAUGAUGAUUCAAAGCAUUGGUACGAAGUCGCAAGUAACUCCGCUGAGCUUUUGAGCUUCACCAAGCAUUUAUCUCAAAAGUUGGGUCUUUCUUCAGAUGCCUCCAAGGAAGUAUCAAUCAUUCCACAAAAUAGUGUCGCAUACAGACCCAUACUUUACAUGUAUCAAUAUCUUUCCAUGAUUGCACCGCUUAUAGAAACUUUUGAGGAAAUGGCAAACACGCAUAGUUCCGCUGGGUCAAGAUCUGCAAGAAAGAAAGUUGACUACAGUUUAUCAAACACUGGGUAUGCCGAGAAUGGAUACAACGACCACGCUCAGCACGAUGACGAUGAAUCUUACGACGAAGGUGAUGUCUUAGACGACGACGAUGAAGAGUAUCUGGAAUAA